This is a messenger RNA of Prosopis cineraria, 2042 nucleotides long. RefSeq names its product ATPase GET3B-like. The record is from RefSeq and is a predicted model, not a curated record. Gene Ontology annotation, cellular component: GET complex. The transcript has 12 exons. Bases 346 to 1584 code for a protein of 412 amino acids. Lineage: Eukaryota; Viridiplantae; Streptophyta; Magnoliopsida; Fabales; Fabaceae. Gene Ontology annotation, molecular function: ATP hydrolysis activity; ATP binding. Gene Ontology annotation, biological process: post-translational protein targeting to endoplasmic reticulum membrane.
GAAUUUUCCCCAAUUUUUAUCUCAUUGUGGACGCUUACACGGCAGGCUGCUCCUCUUUUUCUCUUACCCACUAGCACAAGUAUCGUCAACUUAUCUCUUCGUCAACGACCGCUGCCGCACCGCCACUGAUCCAGCGUUGGUGGAGGCAUUGCCAGAGUCGACGCCGGUGGGCCACGCUCUGUUCUCCCGCUUACCUCUGGCCAGCCCUUUAGAAGUCCCUCAUAUCCACAAGCUCAUCCACCAGCCGUGUUCGAGCGCCUUAGCCAUCUCUCCUCUGCUACCGUGUCAUCUCUCUCAUUGACUCUCUUCAAUGCUUGCGGCAACUUGAGCUAUUAGAAACAAGUCAUGGCUGCUAACUCUGUUGUCUCCGCCAUUUCUACUUCUAUUCCCAUAAAUUAUAUGGCAACGUCUAUCUUCUUUUGCUAUGCGCCAACCAAAUUGACGCCUAAACCCCUUCGUCUCGCCAAAGGGUUCACCGCUUCAUCUUUUUCUACCGCCAGCGAACCCCUACGAAAAUCACUCCAAGUGAGUUCAGUGGCUGCUUCUGAAGAAGCCGUAUCAGGGUUUGAUGAAAUGAUUUCCAGUACUCGGAGGAAGUAUUACAUGCUAGGAGGAAAAGGAGGUGUAGGAAAGACAAGCUGCGCAGCUUCACUUGCUGUUAAAUUUGCUAAUAAUGGGCAUCCCACUCUUGUGGUUUCAACUGAUCCGGCACAUUCCCUGAGUGAUUCUUUUGCCCAGGAUUUGACCGGGGGAACAUUGGUUCCAGUGGAAGGACCUGAUUAUCCACUUUUUGCUCUUGAAAUAAACCCUGAGAAGGCUAGGGAAGAAUUCCGAAAUGCAACUCAAAAAAAUGGCGGAAGUGGUGUUAAAGACUUCAUGGAUGGUAUGGGUCUUGGAAUGAUUGUAGAACAGUUGGGAGAACUUAAACUGGGAGAGUUACUGGAUACACCUCCUCCUGGACUGGAUGAAGCUAUUGCAAUCUCUAAGGUGAUGCAAUUUCUUGAAUCAGAGGAAUAUAGCAUGUUUACUCGAAUAGUAUUUGAUACUGCACCUACAGGACAUACAUUACGACUGCUGUCCUUGCCUGAUUUCUUGGAUGCCUCCAUAGGGAAGAUAUUAAAGCUUAGACAAAAGAUAGCUUCUGCUACCUCAGCAAUCAAAUCUGUGUUUGGGCAAGUGGCAACUCAACAGGAUGCUGCUGACAAAUUGGAGAAGCUUAGAGAGAGGAUGAUAAAAGUGCGUGAGCUCUUUCGGGACACUGAUUUGACAGAGUUUGUCAUUGUAACGAUCCCCACGGUAUGGAUACUAAAAGUGAUGGCGGUCAGUGAGUCAUCUAGAUUGAGUUCAUCCUUGACGAAGGAAAGUGUUCCUGUGAAGAGGCUUAUUGUUAAUCAGAUUCUACCACCAUCGGCAUCUGAUUGCAAAUUUUGUGCUAUGAAAAGAAAGGAUCAAAUGCGCGCUCUUGAUAUGAUCCACAACGAUCCAGAACUCUCCAGAUUGGUUAUGAUCCAGGCCCCACUAGUUGAUGUAGAAAUACGAGGCGUUCCUGCUCUUAAAUUUCUGGGAGACAUUAUUUGGAAAUGAAAGCAACAGUUAUACAAGUAAUGAUAUGGUCACAUAACCGAAAAGUGUUGGUGUUUUCAUUUUGCAAUUUCAUAUGGUGCAUUAUGAACGAAGCACAUGACAUCAAGGCUUGCCAGAUUUAUUUGAUGAAAAUAAAGCGUAUGAGUGUUAGAAAUCCUAUGCUGGCAGUCCAAAAGAGGCCAUAGCUUACAAAAUUUGCAAUUCAUGAGGAUUCCCGAAAGCAGAAAAUCUCUAUUCAACCUUCAUGACGAAAUAAUGAGUUGAUGUAAAUUCAACUUGACAGUUGAGCUUGAUUUUUUUUUCUUUGUUUUUUUUUUUGGGUUUUCCUGUUGUAACGAGGGAUUUUCUCAAGAGUAAGCUUUGACUGUAUUGGUGUUGUGUAGAAAAGUAAUGUCCAUGCUGAUUUUACACAUUAUUGAGAAUAUUGAGAAGAAUCAAACAAUUGAAAUCAAACUAAA